GCGGGCGUGGCAGUGGGAAUCAGUAUGGGAAUCUAUUCCUCCGCACCCCCGGCUCGACAGUUCUACCAAGAUAAACCGACGUUGUUGGUCUGUUGGUGGUGUACGGUUUUUGCUGCGGUCAUUAUAGUCGUCCGAGUAUGCGGAAGAUUCAUUCGGUCGGAAAGGUUGUUCAAGGAGGACUGGAUGGCAUUUGCCUGCAUAAUACCACUCUUCAUUCGAAUGGGAGUGGUUCAUGUGGUACUGCUGUAUGGGACAAACAAUACCAUCACGACGGGCCUCACCGAGCAGGAGAUUUAUCACAGGUCGAUUGGCAGUAGGCUUGUCCUGGUCUCGAGGAUCUUCUAUGCAGCAACGCUUUGGAUGCUCAAACUCACAAUCAGUGAAUUCUUCAAGCGACUGAUAUCUAGUAUAUGGAGAGAAUCCCACGAACGAAUACUCAUAUUUAUACGAUGGUUCUUCCUCAUUACAUUUGUUGCUGUAGUGAUAGCAGACAUCGCCGAGUGCCAGCCAUUCACUCAUUACUAUCAAGUUGUGCCAGAUCCAGGACCGAAAUGUCGACAAGGCUACGCCCAACUAUUGACAAUGGGAACUGCCAAUGUCAUAACAGACUUGCUGCUCGUGCUCUUUCCAAUUCCAAUCAUCAUCCGGUCGAAAAUGGGGUUGAAAAGGAAGACUCAAUUGGUUCUCCUGUUCGCCGGAUCUCUUCUACCGGCUGGAACAACGCUCUAUAGAAUUCCUAAUAUCAUCGAUCGUCAUGGCAGUCAACAGUAUCGGUCGCUCCUUGCGUCAGUCGAAAUUUUGUUUGCGACCGUGAUUGCCAAUUCGCUAGUUUUGGGGUCUUUCAUCCGGGAUAGAGGUGUCAAGAAACAAAGAUGGAAGUUUGGAUCAAUGAGUGACAGUAUCGAGAGGACGGCGAGUCGAAGGGGCACAGUCACGAGGCAUUGGGGAAGCGACGAGGAUCUUGUAAGAGACUUGGGCCUGGGCGUAGACCCUGAGCUCAGAGGAGCUACCCCAACCCCUCGACCAGCGCCGAUGGCUGUGGCAGGGAAUCUUCCGGUGAUAAAGGGACAUUCGGAGAUUAUUUCAAGGGACUGGCAAUUUCCCGGAGGAAGAAGCGAAUCGAGCGACGAGGUCGACUUGAUGAAGUUUCACGAUGGUGGCCACAGUCCUGGAGAAGUCUCGUCACUAGCUACUCCAAGGAAAGUCUCUUUCUUUGAUGUGGGUGGUCUGCUAGACGAGGAUCAACCUACGAGGGUCAGCUCGUCAAGAACGACGGAUACAGAUGGGGAGAGUUCGACUCGGGGUCAUCUAUAUUCGACUUGGUCAUAUGAGAAUGGCCUGUCUCCUGCGCCAGCCCGCAGAGGCUCUUCGGCUCUACUGCAGGACAUAGGAGGCUUGCUCGGUCCGAGGAGAAAACAUGAGCCUCGAAGUUACGAGUUGCAGACGAUACUGCAAGAAGAGUCUUCCCAUCCUUCAUCUGACGCACACGGACAUUCAGCAAUCCAACGGCAACAAACGACGCUGUCUUUACAAGAUGUGGGAGGACUCCUUAAAUAA
Messenger RNA from Lachnellula hyalina, 1557 nucleotides. RefSeq lists its product as uncharacterized. The record is from RefSeq and is a predicted model, not a curated record. Lineage: Eukaryota; Fungi; Ascomycota; Leotiomycetes; Helotiales; Lachnaceae. The transcript is spliced from 2 exons. The annotation marks the transcript as partial.